Mitosporidium daphniae is the source of this 891-nucleotide messenger RNA. RefSeq lists its product as uncharacterized. The record is from RefSeq and is a predicted model, not a curated record. NCBI's taxonomy places the organism in Eukaryota, Fungi, Microsporidia. The transcript has a single exon. Bases 1 to 891 code for a protein of 296 amino acids.
AUGAUUGCAGAGGCGGAAAAUUCGACCGGGUUACCGACUCAAUUUGCGGUAAAGAAAACCUAUGGGCGCAAAAAAAGACGGCCAGCUGCGCUUCCAUCGAAAAUAGAAAAAAGAAGAGAAUCAAAUGCUAGCCUCUCAUCUUUCUUUCCGCAUCAGACAACCAAUUGCCACUUGAACGUCCAUUUUUCGCCUUUCAAAAGUCUGCAGAAGUACCUUCGUGCUGGAAUAUCCGCUGCUGAAAUGGCCUCUCAGAAUGUAUUUGACCUGGUACCGACUACCUCCCCCGUUCAAAUAAAUGCUCUUAGUAGGCCAUCACGAGCGACCACUUCUAAAGGUCAAGCAAAGAGAAAAGUUGUUACUCAGCUGGCGAAGGCCAUUUCAGGGGAACCCAAUUCGCCAGCUGUUGUUUCGUUAGAGCCUUGUCCUCAAAACCGCAGUGCCAAAAAGCUCUCGAUAUCCGAACCCUUAUUAAAGGGCCAACAAGCUUUCUCCCCCGAACAUGCUAUUGAGUUAUCUCCUUCUGCUAAUUUUUUGAAGGAAAAUUUUUGUCUGAGUAAUUCGAUGGAAGAGAAUCCAUUUCUGGAAUCAACAUUUUUGUCGAAUGCGAAAAGACCCGAGGCAGAGCCAGUGCUGAAGAGAUAUCCCGAGGCAGAGCCAGUGCUGAAGAGAUAUCCCGAUGCUACGAAAGCUACGACAAAAGACAUUUCAAACCUUUCACCUCCAAAAGAGAUAUCCAAUGUUUUUAGCCCCGAAGUGUCGACGAAGCCGAUGUGUUUGAACGAACCACCUCUAUUGUCUACGCUUUUGUUGAAUGCAUGCGACCAAGAGCAUGUUUUGGAUUUUAACUUUUUUAUGGAAGAAUUCAAGUACUUUGCUUUUUUAAUGGGUUAG